Insectozyma verbasci is the source of this 2064-nucleotide messenger RNA. The record is from the annotation of a GenBank genome assembly. NCBI's taxonomy places the organism in Eukaryota, Fungi, Ascomycota, Pichiomycetes, Serinales, Debaryomycetaceae.
AUGGCAAUUCCAAAACUUGUUGAAGGUACUCAGUUGCAAGUUGGUAAACAUACGGUUACUAUAACUAAAUAUUUAUCAGAAGGUGGAUUCGCUCAGAUAUACCAAGUUUUAUUAAAUAAUGAACCUGCUUGUUUAAAAAGAGUUAUUGUUCCCGAUAAGAAUGGUUUAAUUCAAUUAAGAAAAGAAGUAGAUGUAAUGAAAACAUUAAGAAAGGGGAGAAAUAUAGUUAGCUAUAUUGACUCACAUGCUGAAAAAUUAGAAAAUGGUUCAUAUCAAGUAUUAGUGUUAAUGGAAUUAUGUCCAAAUGGUUCAUUAUUAGAUUAUAUGAAUUUAAAAAUGAAGACAAAAUUGACAGAGACUGAAAUAUUGAAAAUCAUGUUAGAUAUAUCUUUGGGAAUAUAUGAAAUGCAUAAACUAAAAUUAAUCCAUCGUGAUAUCAAAAUUGAAAAUGUUUUAAUUGAUUCAGAUCAUAAUUUUAAAUUAUGUGAUUUUGGUUCAACAACUGGAAUUAUAUAUCCCCCACAAGAUCAUAAUCAAUUUGCUCAAUUAACUAACGAUAUUUUAUAUCAAACUACUCCACAAUAUAGAAGUCCCGAAAUGGUUGAUUUAUAUAAGGGUUAUCCGAUUGAUGAAAAAGCUGAUAUUUGGGCCCUUGGUUGUUUUUUAUAUAAAUUAUGUUAUUAUAUUACUCCAUUUGAAACUCAAGGUGAUAUUGCCAUUUUACAUGCUAGUUUUCAAUUUCCAACACUCCCCAAUUUUUCAGGUGAUUUGAAAAAUUUGAUAAUCAUAAUGUUACAAGAUAAUCCAUUAUAUAGACCAAACAUAAUUCAAGUAAUUAUGUUAGUUUCAAAAUUAAUGAAUAUAGAGUAUGGAGGUUUGAAGAUUUUAGAUUUUUAUAAAACUGGUGCAUAUAAUUUUCAAUCAUUACAUGAGUAUCAAGUACAGAAACAAAAUGAGACUAUUAGACAAAAACAAAAGUAUAUGCAACAAAUGAAUCAUAAAGUAGAAGAAGAACCUGAAAAUGAGACCGAAAAUGAAUCAUUAUCUGGUUUUAGUCUGGACAAUGACGUUUCAUAUACUGAAAAAAUUGAAGAUGCAGAGCAGAGAUAUCCAUCAUUGGAAAAUAUUAAUAAGUUAGAUGUUUCAAGGAACUCAAGUAUGAAAUUAGAAAAUUCUAGUAUGAAAGUGGAUGUUUCCAGAAAUUCAAGUGUUAAAUCAAAAGAACCAAAUGAUGAUACAAAGAAAUUAGCAGAUGAUAUUUUUAAUGAUGGAUUAGUUGAAGAUGUCGAUAAAUUAAAUAUAUCACCAAAUUAUUAUAUAGAGCCAAUUAAUGAAGAGAAAGUUUUGAAUAAUCAAGAUUUUAUAAAAUCUGAAAGGAAUUUACAAGAGAAGUAUCCUGAAAUAGCACCUAAAUUUGAAGAUUUUCAAAAUCUGUAUCCUAAAACUGAAAGUAAUUUACAAGAGAAGUACCCUGAAAUUAAGUAUCCUGAUAGAAAUAUAGAAACUCAAUUUAGUUCUGAUAGAAAACAAGAAAUUUAUAAACCAGAAAUGCAAUAUAAACCGGAUACACAAUAUAAACCAGAUUUCAAACAGGAACCCCAAUAUAAAACAGAGUCUCAUUACAAAACAGAAGCUCAAUAUAAACCAGAAUUCAAAGCAGAAAGUCAAUAUAAACCAGAAUAUAAACCAGACCUGCAAUAUAACAAACCAGAUUUUAUACCACCUACAGUUAAAGAAAAUUUUACCGAACCAAAAAACCAUAAUCCGUGGGGAGAAUAUAAAAAUGAAACAAAUUUAAUAGAUUUAGAUACAUCAAGUACGAAACCAACAAAAUUAGAAAAACCAGGUUUUAAGAAAAGAUUAUCAUCACAAAAUCAUAUUCCAAUAAAUUUACAAGAAGAAGUCAUUGAUUUUGCAAGUGAUGAUGAAAAUAAUAAUAGUGAUAUGAAUAGAAUUAAAAUUAGAAAUUCAUUAAAGAAACCACCAAAAUCUAAUAGAAAAUCAUCAGAUCAUAAUAGAAGUGAAAGUUCAGAAUCAAAAAAGAGACUUUCAUUCUUGGGAUAG